Melopsittacus undulatus (budgerigar) is the source of this 4300-nucleotide messenger RNA. It is a transcript of the gene CCDC73, whose product is annotated as coiled-coil domain containing 73. The transcript has 18 exons. NCBI's taxonomy places the organism in Eukaryota, Metazoa, Chordata, Aves, Psittaciformes, Psittaculidae. The record is from RefSeq and is a predicted model, not a curated record. The coding region runs from base 306 to 3536 and encodes 1076 amino acids.
GGCUCCGGCGAUGGACAGAGAGCACCUCUCGGGACGGCCGCUGCUGCUCCAGCAGCAGCCGCACUUCCCAGACGAAACGCGACGGGUCAAGGCGCGGUGUAGUCACCUAGGUACACAUGGGCCGGCCCCGCCCCGGGUGCGCGCCUCGGCGGGCGAGAACGCCCCUCGCGCCUGAGGGGAAAGGGGUCGGUCCGGAGCAGCAGGGGGAGCUGGGGUGGUGCUGCGGCUCUCUUUAAGACGCAAGCCUGGCUGUCGCCUCAGCCUAUGGCCGGGAUCCCUCCGAGGACAAGAAACAAAUUCAAAGAAUGGAUGAAGACUUUGGAACACAGGCACUUGACUCUACUCUUCAAAGUCCAUCAGAGACAUUACUUUCCAUUCGACUGUUAGACUUUAAAACAAGUUUGUUGGAGGCAGUAGAAGAACUGCGUAUAAGAAGGGAAACAGAAAUUAAUUAUGAAGAUCAAAUAAGUAAAAUUGUUGUAGAGAAACAGGAACUUGAGUGGCAGAAGGAAACACUGCAGCAUCAGAUGGACACAUUGCAGCAACAAAACAAAGAAGCUAUGGCAGUUCUUAAAAAACAGUUACAGGCAAGAAUGAUGGCCUUGGAAGAAGAAAAGGGAAAAUAUCAACUUGCUGUAGAAACAAAAGAAAAAGAAAUCGAUGGACUGAAAGAAGCAUUAAAAGCUUUACAGAUUUCAAAAUACACUUUGCAAAAGAAACUGAAUGAAAUGGAUCAAAAAUUGCAGAUGCACUUAACAGCAAAAGAGCAACAUCAUAAGAAACUAAAUGAAGUUGAGAAGUGUUAUGCUGCUAUUGCAUGUCAGUUUGGAAUCAUAAAAGGUGUUCAUGGAAAACUGGAGCAUAGUGUACAGGAAGCAAUGCAGCUCAAUAAGAAACUAACAUCAGUAAAUAAAAGACAAGAAACUGAAAUAAGUAAUCUGAAGGAAGAACUGAAGAAAGUAACUACAGACCUGAUAAGGUCCAAGGUCACAUCUCAGUACAGGGUGGCAGAAGAAAACAUUAAUCUUGCAGCAAAGGAAAAACAGUUUCAAGAACUGCAACAAAAAAUCAAAAUGGAGACAGAAGUUAGUAAAAAAAUUCAGGAAGAAAACACUCACAUUAAAGAAGAAAAGCUGGAAAUUCUCAGCUCUCUACAAUGUGUGCAGGAGGUGCUUCAGCGAGUAACACAAAGGAAUGUGAGAAUGGAAAGUGAAUUAAAUGCACUGAAAGAAGAAUAUAAGACCCUUGAAAGAGAUAAUGAGCUGCAAAAGGAGAAGGCAAGGGAAAAUGAAGAAAAGUUCCUUAAUCUCCAGAAUGAGCAUGAGAAAGCACUAAGAACUUGGAAAAAAGAUGAGGAAAACAUGAGAAGAGAAAUAGACACUAUUAAAAAUGAGCUGAAUUCCCUUAAGGGAGUUCAUAGACAUCUUGAAGACUCUCAUCCUCCUAAAGGAAAUCAGCAUUCUGAGCAAGUGGACAAUCUGCAGAGUGGUCCAGAACACUCAGAAGACAGUGAAAUACAAGCUAUUCAAAAAGAAAAUGAGUGUAUGCAGUCUGUAAUAAGAAAAGACUGUGAUUUUGGACAUGAAGAAACUGAAGUAAAAACCACAACGGACUCCUCUUUAAGCACUAAGGAAUUGCAUAUAGAACAAAAUUUACAAGUUCUUGAAAACAGUUUUACGGAUGAAAUUAAUGUUGCUAGCCCUCAUGAAGAAAAGCAAAGUGAGGCUUCUCCCAGGAAUACCCUCUGCACAGAUACGCAUUUAAUUACCCAAGGACAGACCUCAGAAAUACACGUCACUGAGCACAAAGAAGCAGAAAAUCUGGGAGCAACAUGUAGAAUGUUCCUGGAUGAAAACAAAGAACAUUUAGAACAAAAGCUCCAGGACAGCUCUAAGCCAUGCCACAUGCAAACAAGAAAAGUCAUCUUAGACAGUGUUGAUUCUGUAGGAGCCUUCAAGAAAAAUGGAAGUCAGGAGACUGACUCUAACAAGCAAGAAUUGUGCAAUACUACAGAUGAAUUAAUUUGUACUAAGGCAGAUAUAGAACCAAACACUGUACAAAACAACAAAAGCACCCUUACACCUGAAGCACCCAAAACUGAGUAUGAAACAGUUCUUUGCAUCAGGAAUGCUGUGUAUGAGAGAAGUACAGAUAAUCAUCAAGCUAAGGAAUUAAGUUUUGGUAUCCCAUCUUAUAUUACGGAAAAUUCUCAAACUGAAUACAAAAAAUCUAGGUUUCUGGACAGUGACAAUCAUGUAGGCAAUGGAUUGCAUCAAGCAGAAAAAAUCUUGUUAAAUCCAAGUGGUUUGCAUAUAAAUAAACUUCCUUUUAAACAGACACACGUAGAUGCUGAAGACAAGAAUUAUGAAGACAAUACCAGACACAAAACCAAGACUGGUAUACUGAGGAGUCCUGAUGUACCAGCGACUGAUGAUCAGAAUGUUCCAACUGUUUAUUGUGACAAUGUAAGCGGUGAUGAUGCCACAAAAGAACACAGUAAUAACAUGUCUCUCUUACGUACUUUCAAUUUAUGCCUCCCAAAAAUAGAAAGAGCAAUAAAUGUGGAUGACACGGGCAGCAAGCAACCUGAACAAGACAGUACUGAGCAAACAGGGAAUGCUACAAACACAUGUACUUUGAAUGCUGAAGCCAUAUCUCCAGUAAAGGCUGAUGACCUUGAAAUAAUUGCUCAUAAACAAAACCCAGCAGUUACAAUUGUUAGCACAGAUAAACUAAUUCCAAUUAAAAAAGUGAAUGAUGAUAUUCAGAUAUGCUCCAUCAAAAAUGGACAUUCAGUGGAGAUUAAUAAUUCAACAAAUAACACAUUGUUAAAAGACAAAAAACUCUUACUGACUGGUACAGUUCCAGGAAGGAAGUUUGCUGAGGGUCACCUGAAAGAAUCAUGCUCUUUACCCAUGAGAACAUCUGGAAAUUUAGUAAACAUAAGUGGAAGGUCAUCCUUUGAUCUUUCAGCCUCAGAUAAAAAAGCUGAGAAAACUCCAGUAUACGUAAAUUUUUUAGACCUCAGUUCUUGUUCAAGAGUAAAUCAAAUAAGAGGUCAAGCUGCACGGACUUCAGCCUUCAAGGAGCCUUCCCUUUCAAAAGAGAAACUGCCAGGCUUAGUGGAAAACACAAACAUUACUUCACAAACACAGUGCCAAAAUCUCAGCGAGAAUGUUGACAGAAGAGAAACAGAGCUGGGUUCUACCACUUUUAACAGAGCUGCCAACACUUUGAAUACCUCUAGUAUCCACCGAGCCCCCCAGGGAGACCCUGGUGAAGACUGGAAUGCUAUAGCAAAGACUUUUUAUGAUUCUUCUUUUCCCACAGAACAUGUGAAAGGAGGAUUUACUGCUUCACAGCAUGAGAAGUCUCCUCAGGUGACUGUAGCUCCAGCAAGAAAUGCACUCAGUGAGAAGGACAGCUGUUCUAGUCAUAACUCCAUCAUACAAAACGAAAUAGAAGAAAUUGAGAAAUUCUUGAAUUUGGAACGAGUUCAUUCAGCAAGAAAAAGAAAAUAUGAAGGAAGGCAGUGAGAAUUGGUGGCAGGAGAUGAAAAGCAUGUCUUUUAAGCAUAGAUAAAUCACUUGCCUAAACCAGAUUUGCAGAGAUAUUCCUAUGGAACAUAGUAUGCAUGCACUGUGCUUUCAUAUUUAAUACAGCAUAUAGACUUUGUCAUGUUUAGAAAUGGAUGCAAUCCCUGCUAAUAACGUUAGUUCUCUGUUUCUGCAAUCAAAUCCUGGUUGUUAUGGGUUUGGCCCAGAAGCUAAGAAGUUCACAAGUUAAUGUUUUAAUAUCCAUUAAGCAAAACUAAAUGAUUACUUAAGAGUUCCCUGCUGCUCCUCAGAAGCCUGGCAGAAAUAUUUUGUUUUCUCUUUCAACUGCUUGCUCAGUUUUCAAGCUAGAUCAGCUGCAACUGUUUCAAAAUAAAAAGGCUUCUACAAACACAACAACUUACAGCAGUUCUGAGUGGCAGAACAGGAAAAUCUGCUAACCUUUACUGCCAAAUUAUUUAAAUACAUGUUGUAGUUGAUCCUGUAUCAAUAAUGUCUCUUUCAACUAAAGCAUCUGAUAUGAUUAACUUCUAUCUGGUUUGCAUUUUUUCUCCUGUAGGGUACAAUUACUUGCACUAUCAUUUUUCUGAUGCCCUUCCUCGCUCCCCACACCUCUUGCAAAGAAAGACAUUCUUGUUGAAGUUUACAAUAUGAAGAAGAGAAGCAUAAUCAAUGUUGCUACUGUUAGUUGUUGCGAUUUAUGUAAGAAAAUCAACAGAAAGUACUUUCUCAUGUUUGUUUUAUUG